AUGGUCCUCGAGACAGUCGCCGAGAAGAUCGCCCCAUCAGAAGCAGCACCAGCACCAGGCGCAGACCAUGACCAUGAGUCCGGCUCCAUCGCCUCCGUGCACGAGCGCGAGGAGCUCGACCGGCUGGGCUACAAGCAGGAAAUGCACCGCAACCGGUCCAUGUUCACGCUGCUCUUCCAGUCGCUCGCCAUAGCAGCAAUCCCCUACGGCGAGGGCAGCGCGCUCCUCAGCGCCAUCUACGGCGGCGGACCUCUCUCCAUCUUCGUUGGCUGGAUUGUCGUCUGCAUGCUGGACGAGUGUAUUGCAGUAUCCCUCGCCGAGCUGGCAUCCCGAUACCCCACGUCUGCAGGGCCAUACUACUGGUCUUUCCAGCUGUCGACAACAAAAUCCAAAACCCUGGUCUCCUUCAUCAAUGCCUGGAUCUGGCUGAUCGGGAACUGGACCAUCACGCUUUCCGUCAACUUCGGCUUCGCCUCCCUCGUCUCGGGCACGAUCUCCAUGUACCACCCAACCUGGAGCGCCAAUAACUGGCAGCUCCUCCUAAUCUUCUACGGCAUCACCCUGCUCUCUUUCGUCAUCUGCGCCUUCGGCAACCGCUACCUACCGCAGGUAGACAUCGCCUGCGCAACCUGGACCGCGCUGACCAUCCUCAUCAUCCUAAUCGCCGUCUCCGCCAAAGCAGACGUCGGCCGCCACAGCGCCUCCUGGGCGCUCUCGCACUACGACAAGAGCUUCUCCGGCUGGGGCAACUUCACCUUCUUCAUUGGCCUCCUCCCACCCGCAUACGUCUUCUCCGCCAUCGGCAUGAUCUCCUCCAUGGCAGAAGAAUGCUCCCACCCCUCCGUCAAAGUGCCGCGCGCCAUAUCCCUCUGCAUUGUCAUCGGCGGCAUCGCAGGGCUCUUCUUCAUUAUCCCCCUGUGCGUCACCCUCCCGCCGUUGAAGGAUAUCAUCAACGCCCCCGCUGGCCAAGCCCUACCCUACAUCCUGCACAGGGUCAUGGGCACUCCCGGCGGCGGACUCGGUCUCAUCUUCAUGGUCCUGGUAAUCACGCUCUUCUGCUCGAUCAGCAUCACCGUCGCUGCCUCGCGCGCAACAUGGGCCAGCGCCCGCGACGACGCCAUCCCGCUCGCGAGGCUAUGGGCGCACGUCGACGAGCGGCUCGGCGUACCGCUUUGGUCUCUUGUUCUGUUAACUCUCAUCCAGAUGCUGCUGGGCCUGAUCAAUCUCGGCAGCUCGAGCGCCUUCACGGCAUUUGUCUCUGUCGGCGUCAUCGCGUUGGCUGUUGCAUACGCCGUCCCCAUCUCGCUGAGUCUGUGGCACCGUCGCACCGAGGUGAACCGUGCCCCCUGGACAUGUGGACCCGUCGUCGGGCUUAUUGUUAAUGCCCUCGCGCUGGCGUGGAUUGGCUUUGAGCUAGUGCUGUUCAGCAUGCCCACUGCGCUGCCUGUCACGCCGGUGUCGAUGAAUUAUGCCUCCGUGGUGUUUGUUGGUUUUAUGGCUAUAUCGGCCGUGUGGUAUAUCGUAUAUGCGAGGAAGUGGUAUAAGGGUCCUCCCGAGUCGGAUGCUCUGGAGGAUUAA
This is a messenger RNA of Penicillium riverlandense, 1578 nucleotides long. Its product is annotated as putative amino acid permease. The coding region runs from base 1 to 1578 and encodes 525 amino acids. Gene Ontology annotation, cellular component: membrane. Gene Ontology annotation, biological process: transmembrane transport. NCBI's taxonomy places the organism in Eukaryota, Fungi, Ascomycota, Eurotiomycetes, Eurotiales, Aspergillaceae. Gene Ontology annotation, molecular function: transmembrane transporter activity. The transcript has 2 exons. The record is from RefSeq and is a predicted model, not a curated record.